AGUCGACAUGAUCGAUGUAGCUCCUGUAUAUGCGACGUUUCGACAUCGUCAGAGAAACAGUAGCUUAGCCAAGUCCUAUAAUAUGUCACUCUGAAUAGCCCUCCUUCAAUCUCAUUCUCAUUGCUACGAGGUGUCACUGACCGUGUUCGGCUGUCAAACAAUGAGUACAUCCACAAUGGUUUGAGCUACGAUUUACACCAAGGGCUGAUUAACAUUUUGAAGGCAACCUUGAGGGUCAAUCUAUAUUCAGAGGAAGUCGAAGAAGAUGGCGUCGACACUGAACUGCAUCGGUCUGUUUCUACUGCUGGGUCUAGCGUUGGUUCCAAAGUCCCACGCACAGCAAUGCACUGCAGUUGACGAAGAUGCGUUGUUGGUGUUCAAGGGUGAUUUUUACUGUAAUGACAUCAACAAUCCCAGCAUUCCCUGUCCACUCGAUAGUUGGGUUCCAGGCACAGAUUGCUGUCAAUGGAGCGGCAUCCAGUGCGAUGCGUCGCACAGAGUGAUAUCAAUUCUGUUAUCUGCUUAUUUCAGGCAGCCGAUGACCUUUCAGAUUACUCGUGCCGCUGAGCCUGCUGCGUUCGGAAGGUCACUGCCCAGGUUGACACAACUGCAGGAUCUAGAUUUCAGAUUUAUCAGCCUUAAUACUUACUUGCCUCCAGCAUGGGGAUCGAUCACGAAGCUCAGGACGCUGAAUCUCUACGCCAGCAGCAUCUAUGGCGAGAUCCCCAGGGAGUAUGGCAAGCUCAGCGAGCUGACCAGCUUCACGAUCGACACUCUUGCUCCGGGACUCUUCGGCUUCGGCUUGAGUGGCCAAGCAGGCAUCCCGAGGGAGCUUUGCAAGCUCAGCAAGCUCAAGACUUUCGUCAUGCGGUACCACCCCAAUCUCUCCGGAGGUAUUCCUAAUUGCAUCGACGGCUGGCGCAGCAUCGAGGAUUUCCAGUUCUUCAAUGGUGGAGACGAGAAUGGGCGCGAUUUCAGUCUGAAACAACCUGCAGCCACAGGUCUGACUGGUGUGCUCCCAGCUAGCCUCGGAAACCUCAAGAACCUCAGGGUGCUCAAUCUGGCCGCCAACAGCUUCGGAGGUGUCAUUCCCACCUCUUUGGGCUCCCUGACCUCACUGCAAACCAUCGAUUUGGCCAUGAAUCGACUCACUGGCAAGAUCCCAGUGGAAUUUGGCAACCUGAAGAAUUUGACCAUUCUUCGUCUGUACAAGAAUCGGCUGUAUGCCGAGAUUCCCACCUCGCUCGGAAACUCAAAGGCUCUCGAAGUGCUGGAUCUGGGAUCGAAUGGAUUAUACGGACCCAUUCCCGAUCGCAUGUACAAUCUCCCGAAAGUGCGCCUUCUUCGAUUGGAUGACAACAGGUUCUGGGGUCCUCUUCCUCGAGGUGACUACUUGGGUCGCGAUCUGUCCAUACAACUGGUGAUGAAUGUGUCGUGGAACUUCCUCGAUGGGCCUCUGAACUUCCGUCAGCUGCCGAAGAACAUUGCAGAGCUGCGCAUGUCGACCCAGAACGGGCGCAUGGCCUUCACUGGCCUGUCUCCCACCAUCAGCGUGCUGCAGAGCCUCAGAGUGCUGGACCUUUCUCAGAACCAGCUGACGGGAAAGCUCCCUUCCACGUUCAAUGAUAUGCCGAACCUGCAGGAGGUGAAUCUUUCCAUCAACGACUUCGAGGGCCAGGUUCCCAACCGACUCAAAGUCAUCAAUGCUGAUCUGUCCGGCAAUCCACGCCUGGUCAUGUAAAUGCCAGUGCUCUUGGUAUCCAUCUCCAUACAUUCCACCGUCGUCGUGUCAUGGCGACAAGCACGUUGUGGUGGAAUCAGCCGGCGACGGCAACCUGGCAAGCAAUGGCUUGCGACACUGACAUGAUCUCAGAUUGUAGUUCUCUAAACUCGAUCAUAAAUGUGAAGUACAUCAAAAAGCAUCUUCGUAUUCGCAGUCUCGUUGUGAAUGUUACUUCCAGGGGAUGAUAUUAUUUUGUCAAGGUUUUUGUUUAUUCCACGCAUCAUGAGCAAGUCACAUGGUCUCAUAGAUGGUCACUC
Messenger RNA from Marchantia polymorpha subsp. ruderalis, 2040 nucleotides. Lineage: Eukaryota; Viridiplantae; Streptophyta; Marchantiopsida; Marchantiales; Marchantiaceae. The record is from the annotation of a GenBank genome assembly.